Sorghum bicolor (sorghum) is the source of this 939-nucleotide messenger RNA. RefSeq lists its product as uncharacterized. The record is from RefSeq and is a predicted model, not a curated record. The transcript has 4 exons. NCBI's taxonomy places the organism in Eukaryota, Viridiplantae, Streptophyta, Magnoliopsida, Poales, Poaceae. Bases 1 to 939 code for a protein of 312 amino acids.
AUGACUGCCGCCACCACCCACCAGCCACCACUCCACAGUCCACAGCCACCCAUCUGCUACGACCGCCUGGGCUCCUGCAUCUCAGACCGCAGCACCGCCCGGUGCGCUGCAUCAAGCUCCUGCGCUCCUGCCUCGAGGGCCGUUGACGUCGCCCACCGCCAGGGGUCCUGCCUCCAGAGCCCGCCUGGUUGCCCGCCGCCGGGUCCAUCACCCGCCGCCAGGGCUCCUGCCUCCAAGAGCGUUGCCACCAGGUUCGUCACCCGCCUGCAAGAGCGCUGCCACCACCUUCGCUGCCUCCAAGAACGGCACCACCUUCAUCGCUGCCUCAAAGAACAUUUACUGAUGUCGAUGAAGUGUGGUUCAAAGAAAGCACAAGGGCGUCGUCGGAUACCAGAACCGGCGCUGCAUCCAUAUCAAUUGGUGCGCUUGAGAGAAUGCAUGAAGAACCAUGCAAGGUUGAAGGAACUUGGACUUCCUGAUCAUUACUACAACCGACUUUUGGCAGAAGAUGUUGCUGGUCAUUCUGACAAAAAUCAAAGUGAAGACAUUCAUUCUGACAAGUAUGAUCAUGGAGACUCCGAGUCUGAGUAUGAUCCUUUACAGGAUGAUAAUGGUGAAGAGGGUUUGAUUGAUCAUGACAAUGCUAAGUGCUCUAAGGAGAAGACUUGCAAGAAAACUAACAACCAAACUACAAGCAUGCGCCCUGGUGGAGUCAAAUUUCAGUCUCGCAAGAGAGUUUUUGCAGACCAAACAUCUCCUAGAGUUAUUACAAGGUCAAAGAAAAACACUGCCCAGCAAGAUGCAAGCCUGACACCAAGUGACAUUUGUGUGCCACCUCCAUCUGGAGCUAAUGAGAGCCACACUAGAGAACUUGUUGGCAACUUAGAUGAGGGCACACAGGCGGCUGCUGAAGGCCAGUUCUACUACCACAUUACUUAG